Molecule: messenger RNA, 1851 nt
Organism: Chrysochloris asiatica (Cape golden mole)
Lineage: Eukaryota; Metazoa; Chordata; Mammalia; Afrosoricida; Chrysochloridae
Exons: 19
Coding region: 1-1851 (616 amino acids)
Biological process (GO): reciprocal meiotic recombination; protein sumoylation; homologous chromosome pairing at meiosis
Cellular component (GO): synaptonemal complex
Molecular function (GO): SUMO transferase activity
Source: RefSeq, a predicted model, not a curated record
AUGGCUAAUCAUGUGUUCUGUAAUCGCUGCUUCCAGGGGCCACACAAUACCUCACGCUUCAGCUUGACCAACUGCGGGCACGUGUACUGUGAUGUCUGCCUCUGCAAAGGUAAAAAAGAUGAAUGCUUGAUUUGUAAAGCUCCUUGUCGAACGGUUUCACUUUCAAAGCAUGUAAGUUGGAAUCUCCAGUGUUUCGACUGGUCUCUCCUGACAAUAUGUCCGAAGUAUGAGAGACGAACUUCUCAGAUUUCAGAAUUUCAGGACAAACACAGGAGGAGACUAUACACCUUCUAUCGAGAAAAGAUCUCUAAGUUGGAAGACUCCCUUAGGAAGGCAAUGCUGGAGAUUGAGCAGUUACAAAGUGUGAGAUCAUCGCAACAGCCAGCUUUCAACACAAUGAAAACUUCCAUGUCAACAAAGCCAAAUGGAUACCUGCUCUUUCCGCCUAGUUCAUCGGCCUUGGACAGAGCGGAGACCAUGGAAGUUGAUGUUACUCCUUCCCCAACGAGAAGACCUGAAGUAGCAGCUGGCCCGAUGAGAAUGUCUUUGAUCAGUCCACCUCAAGAUGGGCGCAUGGAGCUGCUCCUCCCUGGCUUCCUGACCCCAUGCCAGCGCUUCCCUCUUCCAGAUCCUGCCCGUCUGGAGGAUCCCAGGGAGCAAGGGAAAACGUGCACCCACAGGAACACCUACACCCAUGUUCACACCCACACCCACAUGUACAUCUAUAGCCACACUCACACCCACACCCAAAUUCACACUCACAAGUACACCUAUACCCACGUUCACACCCACACCCACAGGUACAUCUAUAUCCACAUUCACACCCAAACCCAAAUUCACACCCACAAGUACACCUACAUCCACGUUCACACCCACACCCACACGUACAUCUACAUCCACACCCACACCCAAAUUCACACCCACAAGUACACCUACACCCACGUUCACACCCACAGGUACACCUGCAUCCACAUCCACACCCACAUUCAUGCCUACACCCACAUGCACACACACAUGUACACCUACACCCACGUUCACACCCACACCCAAAUUCACACCCACAAGUACACCUACACCCACGUUCACUCACACACCCACAAGUGCACCCACAGGUACACCUACACCCACAUCCACAUGUACACACACGGAGUGUUGGGGGCUCUCGGGGGGUCCUUUGGAGUGCUCAGUGGUCCUCAGGGGGUGUACGGGGGUAUUGGGGACUAUCGAGUGUGGGGGGGUAUUGAGGGCUCCUGGGGCGUAGCAGGUCAGCAGUUGCAGCUGGAGGAGGUUCCCGGUUUAGUACAGUUUAGCGCCCCCGGUUCCACGCAGUGGCAGAAUCCUAUCCUGGCCAUGUCCGGGUCACAGGCGGGGGGCGAGGGGCGUUGGACCAGGGCAUGUGUGAAUCAGUGCUGGGCAGCCUGCUGCUUCACUCUGGAUGACUCCCCGUCCCCCACAGGGAGACGAAGCUGCCAGGAGGACACCGCCUCUCGGCCAACGCUGUGUGUCUUCUCAGGCAAGCCCUCCUCACUCCUGUCACCCACUGGUCACAUGGACUCAAGCUCCUGGUACCGGGGGUUCCGAUACCUGGCUGGACGGAGGGACAAGUGUGCAGAUGGGCAGGUGGAUCCCUCCCAGCAGGUGGUCAGCGGGAUGCGCUGCGCUGAGGGGCAGCUUGGUUCCCAGACAGCAGCGAUGCUGGCUGGGGCCCUGGAAUGGGGAGAGGGUAGACAGUGUUCCCGGGCUACAGUCUCUUACCGCAGGGGAGACGACGUUCAGGCUCAUCAUGACUUGGAGAGCUGUCCACAGAAUCACCACCUCCACCCCGAAGACAUUAGUGUCUUUGCCACCUAA